Messenger RNA from Cyclocybe aegerita, 1620 nucleotides. NCBI's taxonomy places the organism in Eukaryota, Fungi, Basidiomycota, Agaricomycetes, Agaricales, Hemipholiotaceae. The record is from the annotation of a GenBank genome assembly.
AUGGCAGGGCGGACCUCCUUCCUGGCGGCUAGCUCUAUCAGACGCAAGCCAGAUAUGAAGCUCCUCAUAUUAAAGGCGGACAGUCCAUCCUGGUCCUCAGCUCGCGUUGCCCCAGACGAGUCGAAAGCAUCGCCCUUCUUCGACAAAAUCACACACCUGCGACUUGGCCUCGUUGGACAUUACUCGACCCACCUCGACAUCGCCCACUUCAAACGUCUCACCCAUGUCGCCAUCCCGUAUCAAGGCCCGCAAGGUGGACAGUUAAAUGACACUUUGCGCAUAUUCGAUUUGCCAGCAACCAUGUUUCUUGUCAUCGUUCUCCUGACAGAUCUGUUAACCGUGAACCACUAUCAAGAGGCUCUAGUGUGGCUUGCGAAGACACGUAUUACGAACUCGAAAGUAUACGCCAUUCCAUCACGUACGGAUCGUCUGCAACGCGAAUGGGAGGAAGAAACCACGCUAACUCCUCCGCAAGCCCCUGCGGAGACCCAAAAACACGUCGGCGCUAUAGGCCUGGAAGUCACAAAAAUUCCUCGAUUCAUCAAGAUGUGCUUUUGGGUGACUGGCACCCUCAAAGGCAUCGUCCUUAUCACGAGCGCUUAUCCUACCCAUUUCUUGUUGGCAUACAUCCUUCGGAAUCUCGUACAUUUUCCUCAACACGAGAUGCAUACAUCUGGGCCCUUCCUCGCCGCAUGGAUCACCAGCCUCUCCACCACCCUCAUUCGUCGGCGAUGCUACCAUGUCCUUGGCCGGAUGUUCACUUUCGAGCUGACCAUCCGCAAGAAUCACUGGUUGAUCACCUCGGGACUGUAUGCAUAUGUUCGACACUCUAGCUACUCGAGCGGAGCUCUUGCACUAUUCGCCGCUCUCGAAGACGCUGAGGACAAGGUCAUCCGUGUGAAGGAUGAACCUGAACAGGGUGUGAUAAUACUGGAUAACGACACUGACACUGACUUGAGCAGCCCCGGGUCCACUAAAAGGGAGGACUCUCCCAAGGUGGAAAUUGUAUCAGCGUUUCUGAAGCCAGACCCUGAUGAUGAAGUCAUAAUCCUCGACUCUCCGAAGCGUCCUGUAAAGAAGCAGCGACUCGUUAUGGAAAUUGUCCUUCCUACUAUGGUGCAACUAAUAGCACAGAGGAAGAAAGAAGCCGUCAAAGUAGACAAGAAGAUGAUAAAGGGAAUGAAGCUGACGAGGGGCAAGAAGAUUAAGAAGGUCGAAAACAUGCAAUUCAGCCUGGACACCGUCAACAACAGGUUGAAGCUAGUCAACGCUGUUGUACCAUACGAGGUCACACUGGACAAAGAAAUACAAGAGUUCACAGUCUCCCAGGAUUUCAUGUCCUCGGUAUAUGGUGGGAGCAUGCAGGCUACACGUCCAAAAAUCUCAGACACCUGCUUCCGAGCUCAUGGGUACAACAUGUUUGCUUACCUUCAUGAGGAAUACCACCCACAUGCACCGCGGUUUGCUGGGGGACCAGGACUUUUCCUUGGCACAGAAGGUGGGGAAGACUGGGGCGGAUCACAACGUGUCUUCACCAGGAUUCUGCCUAACAUAUGGCAGUAUAUGGGCCAGUACCAAGUAAAAUCAACCGAAUCUCUGAAACCUGAAGAAUGGAAGUGA